Ectocarpus siliculosus is the source of this 1743-nucleotide messenger RNA. Lineage: Eukaryota; Phaeophyceae; Ectocarpales; Ectocarpaceae. The record is from the annotation of a GenBank genome assembly.
AUGGGCGACAACAACAGGGGGGGAGGAAGAGACGAUGGUCUUGGAGUCUACGGCCCGAACGCUCCUGUGCCGGAACAGCACCAGCGGCAAGGGGGCGGGAGAAGGGGCAGUGGCGGUGGCGGCCGACGCGGGGCGGACAGCAGAGACAGGGGCGGCGGCACUAACGGCAGAGACAGGGACGUCGGUAGGAUGAAGGGCGGGGCCGACAGUAGGGACAGGGAGAAUAGCAGGAGGGGCGGGGCUGACAGCCGCGACAGAGAGAGUAGCAGGAAGGGCGGGGCUGACGACAGGGACAGGGACAACCGAAGGGGCAGGGGUGGCAGCAGAGACCGGGGCGGCGACAGGGCGGACAGCAGGGACAGAGGCGGAGAGGAGCUGCACCGCAACCCUCCUCCUUUUUCAGGAGGGAGAAGUCGAAACAGCAGCGUCAACGAUAGCGACCGAAGGGGCAGCGGCGGGGACGGGUCGAGCAGGCGCAGCGGCGGAGGAGCAGACAGAGGGCGCAGCAGAGACGACGGCCAUCGCAACCGGAGCCGGGAGCGCGACGGCGGUAGCGGCGGCGGGGCAGGUAGCAGUCGGGUUGACCGCCACGAGAAGCGCAGAAACAGCAGCGGCGGCGGCGGCGGCGGCGGCGACGACAGGGACUCGCGGGACAGAGGCAGCGGCGGGCGGGAUAGAGGAGGGGACCGUGGAGAUUCCAGAGAUGGAAGAGGAGGAGGAGGGGAGCGCGACCUUGCCCACGGCAGCAGCAGCGGCGGCGGCGGCGACGGACGCGACGAUCGGCGGGCGGCGGGACGGAGGGACGGCAGCCGCAGCCCGGACCGGGGAAGGGAGAAGCGCCGCGACCACUCGCGCGAAGCCGAUCGCCGCCAACACCACAGCCAAGAAGGAUCACGCGGGGGCGGCGGCGGCAACAAGGACAACAACUACAAAAACAGCCCCGGCGAUGGCAGGCGGAGGGCGUCCUCCCGAGACGGCGACCAUGACGGGGGCAAAGAGCGCCUCUCCCCUCCCAGGCGCAGCUCGCGCCACGAUGGUGGGGGAUACCCGGAUGCCGCUAGCGGCGGCGGAGGCGGCGGCGAUUGUGAUGGUAGAAGCAGGGUCGAUGAGCCUCACGACAGGGCUUCCGACGAACCGGGGUACGGAGACCAUGGCGGGAAGGGUGGUUCGCCGGAGUCCGGCGGCGGCGGCGGCAGCGGCGGCGGCGGUGGCGGCAGGAAAGACAAGAAACAAAAGAAGGACAAGAAGGAAAAGAAGGAGAAGAAGAAGAAGAAAGACAAGGAUAAGGUUAGCAAGAGCAAGGGAGACGGGAAGAAGGACCACGAAGAAGAGUCGUCGUCGGCGGGCAUUUACCCCUCCCGGCCACCGCCGGCGUCGCCGCUCCCCGCACCGGCCGGCGGCGAGGGUUCCACGCGAAAGAGGGCCCGAUCCCCUUCUCCUCUCCCCUACCAGGACGACGACUACGACUACGGCGACGGCGGCGACGGCGGCGGCGAUGUCGGGCCAUCGUCGAGAAGGAAGCGGAACAAACGUGUCGGCAAGAACCGCAGGAACGGUGGUGGUAAAGACGCAGCAGAGUCUUCUGGCGGUGGCGGCGGGGGUGGUCACGGGCCCAAGACCCGCGGCGUCGGGGCGAAGCUCCGCGUGCAGCCCAUCGGACGUGGUGUGUAUGCGGGAUGCUUCGGGAGAGUGUCCCUCGUGCUCAUCGCGCAUGCCGGACCUUUCUUUCAGAUAUGGCACUAG